AUGGAGCGCAACUUGAGCGCCGGGCUUGGCAACGAGUCUUCUCGGGCAGCGGGGGGGAAUGGCGGGGAAAUGGCGGCGACCUGGGUUUUUGGCGCCAUCCUCUCCGUCAUGUGUGUGGCUGGCGUGACGGGCAACGUGUACACCUUGGCGCUGCUCUGGCGCUCGGGCCGCGGCGCCCGGGGCGCGCCUUUGUCCGGCUCCAUUGCCAGCCUGGCGCUGGCCGACUUGCUCUACCUGUGCUCCAUCCCGUUCAUCGUGGGCACGUCGGUGGCGCAGGACUGGUACUUCGGCGAAGUGGGCUGCCGCUUCCUGCUCAGCCUGGACCUGCUCACCAUGCACGCCAGCAUCUUCACCCUGACCGUCAUGUGCACCGAGCGCUACCUGGCCGUCACCCGGCCGCUGGCCGUGCGGUACCGGGCGCCGCGCUUCCGCAGGAUCACCGCCGGCGCCGUCUGGGGCAUUUCGCUGCUGCUGACCCUGCCCAUGAUGCUGAUGGUCACCCUGAGCCAGAGCGGCGACGGCAAGCAGAUCUGUGCCCCGACCUGGAGCCCCGACGCCUUUCGCCUCUACCUGACGGUGCUUUUCAGCACCAGCAUCCUGGCCCCCGGGCUGCUCAUUGGCUGCCUCUACGCCCGCCUGGCCGCCACUUACUUGGAGUCGCAGAAGAACCCGCCGCGCAAAACGGGGCCCAAGCGGUCUCCCCGCCAGAAAGUUCUCAUCCUGGUCUUCACCAUCGUGCUGGUCUUCUGGGCCUGCUUCUUGCCCUUCUGGAUCUGGCAGCUGGUGUCCCUCUACCACGGGCCCUUGGGGCUGCCGCUCCACAUCCAGAAGUAUAUCAACUACCUGGUCACCUGCCUGACCUACAGCAAUAGUUGCAUCAAUCCCUUUCUUUAUAUCUUGCUGACCAGGAACUACCGAGAGUAUCUCCGUAACCAGCAUAGGAAGUUCUACCGCUUCACCUCUUCCUUUCGGAAGAAGGGCUCCAACUUGCACUGUUCUUGGAAACGGUCGUCCUGUUCCGGCACCCAGUCUGAGUCUGGGACAGAAGGCCUGGGGAUGGCUGUACUAAAGGACUGCAAAUGAACUUCCUCCCCCUCUUGCUUGUUGGGGAACCGUUUCCAAAGACCA
Molecule: messenger RNA, 1128 nt
Organism: Pseudonaja textilis
Lineage: Eukaryota; Metazoa; Chordata; Lepidosauria; Squamata; Elapidae
Product: urotensin-2 receptor-like
Biological process (GO): neuropeptide signaling pathway; blood vessel diameter maintenance; regulation of blood pressure
Cellular component (GO): plasma membrane
Molecular function (GO): urotensin II receptor activity
Source: RefSeq, a predicted model, not a curated record